AUGGUAUUAUACAAGAGAAAACAAGUCAAAUUUAUACCUCCACCAUCUAUUCCAGAAGAUUUAUCUACUGAAGUUUGGUAUAUUCCUCAAACUAAAGAAUGGUUUCUUACUUAUGAUGAAUAUUUAUCUCGAUUAGAUUAUUAUAAAAAAAGAAAAUUUGUAUGUGAAAUAACUGGUAAUUCAUGUUUAACAUUUUUUGAAGCUUAUGAAAGUGAAUUAAAAGAAAUUGAAGGAGUUGAAAAGAAUUUUCCGGAAUCUUUACGGGAACAUAUUUUAAGAUUUUUACAAUUUAAUAGAAUAACAAGAUUAGAUCAAUUAGUUGAUAAAGUUUAUCUGGUAUUUAAAAAUGAUUAUUUCCCCGGUGAAACUAUUUAUAUUAAAGGUUUAGAAAAAUCAGACCCUUUACAUCGUGAUAUCGAACAUAAUAGUUCAGGCUCAUCCUCGUCUUCUUCUGGAUCGGGAUCGGGAUCUUCAAAACAAAGAGGGAUUAUCCGUGAAAAAGUCCAAUAUGGUCAAACUGCACAAACUAAAUAUUUAGUAGUUAGAUUAAAUGAUAAUCAACAAGCAAUAGUAACUAAUGAAAAUAUAUCAAGAGACAGGAAUCAUUUCACAAAAUGGUUAAUUAAAACAUUUAUUAAAUUAACCAUGUCAAGAUCUCAUAAAGUUGGAGCUCCAUGGGUUGUUAAAACAAAAUAUGCUGAAAAAUAUCGUAUUCCACAAACAUAUCCGGAAGAUUUAAAACAUUUUGCUGAUUCUACACCUACAGGAGAAAUCUUGUAUCAAUUACCCAAGAAAUCAAGAAUAGCCAAUAUUAAUAAAUCAAAUACUCCUUCAUCAACACCAACGCCAAACCCAACUGAACGAAAGAAGAAAAUAAAAGAAGAAUCGAAAAAGAAAACUAAACAACCUACCCCAGGAUUAGAAGAUCAACCAAUAACCCCCGUAGUACCAUAUAGGAAGAAAUUCCCAUUGCAUUAUUUGCCGGAAAAGUUACAACGAGAGUUAGAAGAAGAAGAACAAUUACAACAACAACAACAACAACAAUCCCAACCGCCUCAAAGAGUAGCCACACCAUCUUUAGGAUUGUCUCAACUUCAACCAACCAAGAAAAAUAUCGUUGAUGAUUUAGAAUUGAAAUUCGAUCUUCAGAAUCCUCGACCUAGAUUACAAGCAUUAACCCUUCCUGAAAAUGCAAAAACCUGGAAUGCUCAUCUCGUCGCUGAAUUCAAUGAUACCGAUAGUCAAAAAGAAGACGAAGAUCAAGAAGAUGACAGUAAUGAAAUACCCAAUAAGGAAUCCGAAAUUAGAAGAUUAUCUUCACCCCAUCUCAAUUCUAUUCAAGAUGCAUUACAAGCCUGGACAUUCAUUAAUAUCUAUCAUACCGUAUUGAAUAUCGAUACAUUCACAUUUGAUGAUUUUGUAUAUUGUAUGGGAUGGAAUUUAGAUCAAUAUAAUGAGAUGGGAAGAUGUGAAUUAUUGGAUGAGAUUUGGUGUGCUGUCUUGAGUGCGAUUGUAUCUAAUCAAAUACCGACUAAUAAAGAGGCAAAAGAAGCUAAAGAAAAUGAAGAGAUAUUUGGAUUGAAUAUAACAUUACCGGAAAGAUCAAGAUUUGAAAAGGAAGACGACGAAGAGGAUGAGGAUGAAAAGGAAGAUGAUGAAGAUGUUCGUGGAUCUGAGAGUGAAGAUGAAGGAAAAGUGUUAAAGAUUGAGGAUGAAGAUUCAACCAAUGAAGACUCUUCGGAAGAUCUCAAAAACAAUGGAACGAAGAAUAAUUCCAAAAAGGAUAAAAAGCAAGAAGUCAUUGAAAUCUCAAGUCAGACUGAUGAUAAGGAUGGCGAUGCCGAUGAUGAAAAACAAGAAGAUAGUGAUUCUGAAUUAUCAAUGGUUGAAAUUGAAGAUGAAGAUGACCAAAAGGAAGAUGAGGAAGAUGAUUCUUCUGAUACAGAAUAUUCAUCACAUAACGCAUAUAUUUGUAUGAAUUAUAGAAAUACCCCUUGGCAUGAUCGGUUACGGAAACGUAAUUUCAAAGAUGGGAAUUGGCAAUGUAUUUUAUUAGGUGUAUUAUCCUUAGUUGAGUUUGUACCACAAUACAAACCAAUAAUUGAACAAGUUUAUAAUAAACUCGCACCCAAAACCAUGCCAGCUACUCCUGCAACGGUAUUGAAUCAAUUUUAUGAAGAAUUGGAUAUUGAUUUAAAAUUCCAAACAUUGAAUAUCUUGAUUGAUUUAAUCAUUAGUUCCCCAUUGGUUAGAACAUAUAUUGAUGAAUGUUUAGAAGCUUCUACAUCAUUAAGAAGAACAAGAUUGGAUAAUAUUAAAGAUUAUAAACAAAAUCUCGAAAUCGCCCAAAAAGCAAAUCAAUUCAUUUUUGAAAAAUUAAAACAAAAGGGAGAAGAAGACAAGCGACCAAGAUUAAAUUAUUCAUCUAUAGAAAUGACAGAACCAGAAUCAAAACUUGCCGAAACUGACCUUGAAUUCAAACAACAAUGUGAAAUUAGAAAAGAAGCAUUAAUAAAAUUAAACUCCAUCAAAAAGGACAAGAAAGCCAUCGAACAGAAAUUGACCGAAUUAGAUUGUCAACGAGUUAAAUUAUUAGGUAAGGAUCGUUUAUUUAAUCGAUAUUGGUGGUUUGAAAAUAAUGGAUUACCAAAUCUUCAUGCUGGUGCCAAUGAUGAUGAUGAAAAUGAAGAUGGCGAUGAUGCACCUAACGCCAAGGAAAAUGCCAAUGAUGAUGAGAUUGAUGAGGAUAAAGAAGAAGUACUGGAUGAAACUUAUUUAAUGGGUAGGUUAUGGGUACAAGGACCUUCUAAUGAUGAUUUAUUGAUAAAUUUCAAUUGUGAUUUUAAUGCCGCUCAGAAAUUCAAGGAUGAAUUACGUGAACGUGAAUAUCAUGACCGGAUUAAUCAUAUCGAAGUCAUAGAUCUCGAUGAAGACAAUCUGAAACAGAAAACGCAACAACAGCCACCACCACCAGAAUCAGCCACAACUCCACUGGAACCAAAACAAGAAGAACCAAGUCCUAAAAAGAACCAAAUCCGGGAAAUGAAUUUCAUUAAAUUCCCCAACAGUUUCAAAACCACCGUUCAUACCCUUCAUAAUCUCGAUUUCCGUGAUUCCGAAAUCUUCAACCACCAAAAAGAACUCAUAAUCGACAACGAAGGCUCUCUCCUAGUACCACCACAAUCCCUCACCCCUUUACAAAGGAAAAUUAUCGAAGAAUCUCCAGAUCCAUUAAUGAAUGGGUCCGAUUGGAGAUAUUAUGAUCAUCCUGAAGAUAUAACCAAACUCAUAACUUGGCUUAACCCUUGGGGCAAGCGAGAAUCCAAUCUCCGGAAAGAAUUGGGAGUGGUUAAGGAUUCGAUUAUUGCCAAUAUUGAAGCCAGGAGAAAGGCCCUCUGGAUGGAUGAUGAACUGAAAUUACAACCGGAGGAAAUUGAAUUAGAAACAAAUAUUCGGAAAUUGACUGAGAGGUUGGAAAAACUUCGUGCUGAGAAUGAUGGUGUGAUUGAGAUUGAUGAUGAUGAGGGGGAUGAGCUGGAAGAUGUACAACAACGAGAACAGGAGAGAAGUGAUGACGAUGAUGGUGAUGGCGAUGAUGAUGAGGUGGUUGAAAUUGGGUCAAAGAGAAGAAUGAGAAGCAGAAACACAUCCCAACCACCCCCACCACCAGCCAAGAAACAACGUCGUAAGGUUGUCCAAACUGUAGAAGACGCACUUGAAUUCGGGGAAGAAGAUGAUUUGGUUACCAUGAUUGAGAAAUUAAAAGAAGAAUUUGAGGAAAAGAGAGAAGAACGAGAAUUGACUCGGGUUGUUCAAUGGAUGAAUUCAAAAGCCGAAGAUCGAUUUGGGAAAUCACUUUAUGAUGGUGGUGAAAGGUUGAAAACAUCGGGAAAACGUAAAAAGUAA
Molecule: messenger RNA, 3906 nt
Organism: Hemisphaericaspora subhashii
Lineage: Eukaryota; Fungi; Ascomycota; Pichiomycetes; Serinales; Debaryomycetaceae
Exons: 1
Coding region: 1-3906 (1301 amino acids)
Source: RefSeq, a predicted model, not a curated record